AUGCGCCCAACACUCGCCUCUCAACUUCGCCAGCCAACAGCUGACCAGCGUCCGUACGAAAUGCAGAGGCCCGAGGGGGCGAUCUCAAGAAUGCGGCAGCUCGACAUUCAACGCGAGCACCACCUCCAGGAAUGGCUGAAUGCCCUGACCCCGAAUCCCAUCACACCCACAAUCUCCCCUCCCAGACCCCCUCCUGGCUAUCAAGAACCUUCGCCACGGAAAGUCGACAAUAUCCCUACGCCCAGAGAAGAGCGUCCGCUUCUCCCGAAAAUGCCACAGCAGGUAAGCCUGAUUGAAUCCAUCCAACAGGAGCUAUUCUCCCGUCAGCUCUCCGUCACUGCAGACACAUCACACUUUACCCGCCAAACCUUGUCGAUGCUCGUUAAUUCCCAGCAGCCAGAUAUCAUUUAUGGUCCACAGGCUGACAGUCUGGAAUCCGAUGUCUGA
Molecule: messenger RNA, 447 nt
Organism: Penicillium argentinense
Lineage: Eukaryota; Fungi; Ascomycota; Eurotiomycetes; Eurotiales; Aspergillaceae
Exons: 1
Coding region: 1-447 (148 amino acids)
Source: RefSeq, a predicted model, not a curated record